CGUUUGCUCAGUUGAAUGCAGUCAGUGGGAGUGCAUAGUAACGCCUGGUUGGAAUUGAAAAGUGGCAAUUUUUGAGGUUAAAUUUUUUUUUUUAUAGAAAAAGAAGUGAGAAGAAGCGCUAGAAGACACACACAUACAUAUGUUACCUAUGUGUGACGGUAUAUAGCUGUGUUUUCGAGGUUAUUUGUGGCGGUGCGAAGGACGCAUAUAUGCAUAUAGCUAACUAUUUAUAAGCGUCAAUGAACUGCGGCUUAAGUCUUUAGACAUAUUUAUGCCAGAAAAAAAAAUAAAAAAAUUUGAAAAAAAAGUGUGAGACAAAAAGCCUUCAAAUUAGUAUUAAAGUCAGCGAAACCGCAAGGAAAUUAAGUGAAAUAGAAACGAAUUGUGAGAAAAAAAGACUCCGCAAACACUGAGUGAUAUGAAAUUGCAGCCUGCCUAACCGUGACUGGUGAACUCUUUCGAGCAACGCUGCGUCAGCGUCGCUGUCAACGUCGUGAGUCCGCGGAAGUGAUUUACUCAACCUUAAGUGAAAUUGAAACUCAAAAAAAUACAAAAACAAAAAAACGAAUUUAAUGAAAAUAGAUGAAACGCGCUGAAUGAAAGUGAAUAAAUUGCACUUUUUUACGCCAAUUUAAUGUGCAAAUUACAAAGUGUAAUGAAAAAAUACUAAAAGCCCCAUCCAAAAAACAAAAAGAAAAGCAACAGAGAAUACCGUUAAAAGUUUGUUUUGAAUCCAAACUUCCGGUUAAUUGCCAUUAAUUGAUUUAGCAUCAAUAUCCAACCUCUGCGAGACGCAAAAAAAUGCAAAGUUUUUCACGAAAAGUGUAAAAAUUCCUUACUUUUGACAACUUAUCUUCAUUUAUUCACCUUUUUUUUGGCCCACGCCCACGCCGUUACAUUGUUGUAUUAGCGCCAAAUUACGACUUUUCGACGGCAGACAGUCGGCGGCGCGAGAAAAAAGUAUAAAUAAAAUUAAAAUAGCAAAAAGAGCACCGAAAAAAACGGGGCAAGUGAUAAAAAAGCGAGUGGAAAAAGUUGCAACAAAAAAGUGCAAAAUCAAACAAAAAUCGUAAAAGUAAAAAACAACAACAACAGCAAACUUUUAAAAUGGGUCAGGAGGAUCAGGAGGUGCUAAUAAGAGGCGGCAAGGCCACUAGCACAUCGGCCGAAAGUUUGGAUAAUAACAAUGGGCAGUCCUACGAGCAAUCCUCCAUAAAUCAGGGGUUUAGUAAAAAUUACGGUACACUCUCACCGCCGUCGCCUACGCUCACCACGGAUAAUCUCACUUACUCUUGGUAUAAUUUGGAUGUGUUCGGUGCUGUGCAUCAGCCGGGUUCGGGUUGGAAACAACUGCUGAAUCGUGUAAAAGGUGUUUUCUGUAAUGAACGUCAUAUUCCGGCGCCGCGCAAACACCUCUUGAAAAACGUUUCCGGUGUCGCUUAUCCGGGUGAAUUGCUAGCGGUUAUGGGCAGUUCUGGUGCCGGUAAAACAACACUACUGAAUGCGAUUGCUUUUCGCUCAUCGAAAGGUGUACAAAUAUCGCCGUCCACUGUACGCAUGCUGAAUGGUAAUCCAAUUGAUGCCAAAGAAAUGCAAGCACGCUGUGCUUAUGUACAACAGGACGAUCUGUUCAUUGGUUCAUUAACUGCACGAGAGCAUCUCAUCUUCCAGGCCAUGGUACGUAUGCCAAGACAUACGACGCAAAAGCAAAAGGUACAACGUGUCGAUCAGGUUAUACAAGAUCUGUCGUUGGGUAAAUGCCAGAAUACUUUGAUUGGUGUGCCGGGUCGUGUGAAAGGCUUAUCCGGUGGCGAACGCAAACGCUUGGCAUUUGCUUCGGAAGCGCUGACGGAUCCACCACUACUGAUUUGUGAUGAACCCACUUCGGGUUUAGACUCAUUUAUGGCACAUAGCGUGGUACAAGUGCUGAAGAAACUGUCGCAGAAAGGCAAAACAGUCAUAUUGACCAUACAUCAACCAUCUUCUGAGUUAUUUGAACUUUUCGAUAAGAUAUUGCUCAUGGCAGAGGGUAGAGUUGCAUUUCUUGGUACACCCGGUGAAGCUGUGGACUUUUUCUCAUACAUCGGCGCUCAAUGCCCAAACAAUUAUAAUCCAGCAGAUUUUUACGUACAAGUUCUGGCUGUAGUACCUGGCCGGGAAGCGGAGUCCCGUGAGCGCAUAGCCAAAAUUUGUGAUAAUUUUGCCGUUGGAAAGGUCUCUCGCGAGAUGGAGCAGAAUUUUCAAAGACUGGAGAAAUCCAAUGGCUUACCCAAAGAGGACGAGAAUGGUUUCACAUACAAAGCUUCAUGGUUUAUGCAGUUUCGUGCAGUACUAUGGCGCUCAUGGCUGUCUGUGUUGAAGGAACCGUUAUUAGUGAAAGUGCGCCUAUUUCAAACGACGAUGGUUGCUGUGCUCAUUGGACUGAUCUUUCUGGGACAACAAUUAACCCAAGUCGGUGUCAUGAACAUUAACGGUGCCAUUUUCUUGUUCUUAACUAAUAUGACUUUUCAAAAUGCAUUCGCCACCAUAACUGUUUUCACAUCCGAACUGCCAGUGUUCAUGCGUGAGACGCGCAGUCGUCUUUAUCGCUGUGACACAUACUUCCUUGGAAAAACCAUUGCCGAACUGCCACUCUUCUUGAUUGUUCCACUCAUAUUUACAGCUAUCGCCUAUCCAAUGAUUGGCCUACGUCCUGGCGUCGAUCAUUUCUUGACAGCACUGGCGCUUGUUACAUUAGUUGCCAAUGUGUCGACUUCAUUCGGUUAUUUGAUUUCAUGCGCCUGCUCGUCGACUUCAAUGGCGCUAUCCGUGGGUCCACCUGUUAUAAUACCAUUUCUACUUUUCGGCGGCUUCUUCUUGAACUCCGGCUCGGUGCCGGUGUACUUCAAGUGGCUGUCGUAUUUAUCAUGGUUCCGUUAUGCUAAUGAAGGACUGUUAAUCAAUCAGUGGGCCGAUGUGAAAGCGGGAGAAAUUACUUGCACUUCAUCGAAUACAACUUGCCCUAGUUCUGGCGAGGUUAUACUGGAGACGUUGAACUUUUCGGCAAGUGAUUUGCCGUUCGAUUUUGUUGGAUUGGCUUUGCUUAUUGUAGGUUUUCGGAUAUCCGCGUAUAUAGCACUAACAGUGCGCGCUCGACGCAAGGAGUAAAAUGAGGAGGAAGGAUGCUAUUUCUCCAGUUUAGUUUUUUCGGUAUUAAAUAUUUAGUUUGUAUGCAUUUUUUUCAUAUAAUAAAACGAUACUUUUGGCAACAUGC
Molecule: messenger RNA, 3253 nt
Organism: Zeugodacus cucurbitae (melon fly)
Lineage: Eukaryota; Metazoa; Arthropoda; Insecta; Diptera; Tephritidae
Gene: w
Product: protein white
Exons: 7
Coding region: 1108-3147 (679 amino acids)
Biological process (GO): transmembrane transport
Cellular component (GO): plasma membrane
Molecular function (GO): ATP hydrolysis activity; ATP binding; ABC-type transporter activity
Source: RefSeq, a predicted model, not a curated record